Molecule: messenger RNA, 1537 nt
Organism: Spizellomyces punctatus DAOM BR117
Lineage: Eukaryota; Fungi; Chytridiomycota; Chytridiomycetes; Spizellomycetales; Spizellomycetaceae
Exons: 6
Coding region: 124-1284 (386 amino acids)
Biological process (GO): macroautophagy
Cellular component (GO): fungal-type vacuole membrane
Source: RefSeq, a predicted model, not a curated record
CGUAGUGUUUUGGUUUUCUUUUUACUCUCUGUAGGUACAUUCAGUGUUCCAAAAGAAAAGUACAUCCACUUUCUGCCUACACAUUUGUUUUUGAGUUCCUAUUUCUUUUGUUUUCGCUUCACCAUGCAUCGGUUCGCCAUCUUGUUUGCCCUCUUGGCGUGCUUGUUCACAUCUGUCAAAACGUCGCCCUUGAGUGGAGCGCUCUUUAUUUCCAACCUUGAUGAAGAGAGUGUUGAGUUGUUUACUAAUACCCUCAAGGACCGGCAGGAGGGGUCUCUUAUUGAUCGGCUUAGGGGAGACAAACGGUUCAGUCGCUUUGUCGACGCACUUUCUCGGGACCGCGGGCUUCGUGAUGAUUUGGAGAACAAGGACAAAAAGGCUACCGUGUUUGCUCCCACCAAUGAGGCUUUCAAGCACAUGGAGGAUGACAGGAGGCGCAACAAUGAUGAACGCGAGAUGGGCGAGAUUCUCCGCUACCACAUCUGCCCUGACAUGAACAUUCGCAGUGACGAAAUGCAUCGAGGCAUGCUGUUGCGCACUGACCUUCGUCUCAAGAAACUCAAUGAUCGGCACCAGAGGAUCCGCGUUUUCCGCUUCCGUGGGGACGUUUGGCUGAACAUGCGUGCCCGGAUUGUCGAAAAAGACAUGGAAGCAGAAAACGGACGCAUCCACGCCAUCGACCGUAUUCUCAUUCCUCCCCGUGACGCCCGCGAAAUGCUCUACAUGAUGCCCUCGGAAUUCUCCACCUUCCUCUCCGGCGCGGAACGGACCGACAUGGGUAAACACAUGGCAGAUGAAAAGGGACUCACCAUCUUUGCGCCUAGCAAUGAAGCUUGGCAGCGUCUUGGAUUCGAGAACCUCCGAUACCUCUUUAGCUGUGUUGGACAGGACCGUCAGCAUGGCAUGGAACGUCACCAUGAAUGCAAGGGAGUUCAGGAUCUCAAGCGUAUCAUUCAGUACCACAUGGGCCGAGACCUGGCUUACACGACCGACAUGAUGGAAAAGCGCGAAAUGCGCCUCAAAACCCUCUACGAAGACAAAACCGUCCUCGUCGAAGCCAAAGAACGGAACCACAAGGACCGCGACCGUGACAGCUAUUCCGACUCGUGCUCUGGUAAAGACCGAGACCGUAAACACGAUGUUCGUCGGUACAUGUUCCUAAUCAACAAAGGGGAGGCAAAAGUUCAGUUUGCUGAUGGGCUUGCUGAGAAUGGGGCUAUCCACAUGAUUGACAGUGUUCUUGUUCCCGAUGAUGUCAAGCUGCCGCAUGAUCGGUUUGAUUGAACUGUUGCAAAGCGUUUGCAAAGUAGAAAGCUUGCAUAUCGCCAGAGUGGAUGUACAUAAAUCACUGGUGUACCAAAACUUGGAUUUUGCACAAACCAAGUAUUUUCAAAACCAAUGCAAGAUUCAACCCUUUGGCAAAUGGUAGGGUCCUGUAUGAAUUGUACACCUCUACCCAGUAGCAAGUGCAGAUUAGUGUACAGUACAGAGUAUCACGUGAAUCACAUGAUGCUCAAAGGAUGUGAGGCGCGGAAUU